CGCCGCGCAUCAGCGUACAACUUCACGCUAGCUAACAACUUACCGACACGCAUAACGUCGAACUGUACGAUAGCACAUGGUGCAACGGUGGUAAAAUGGCUUCGCCUAUUCCCUGUGUAGCUGUGAGAGGGUCUACUGGUAUAAACUUAGCGCAAGGUCCACCGUCCUAUGAACCAGUCAAAACAUUCCCCAGAGAUGACAGCAAAACAUGUAAGGCCAUGCUUUUUAGUCCGGAUGGCCGAUAUUUUGCAUGGAUUAACGGAGCUAUUAUUAAAAUUAUAUUAUGUGAGAACUGGAAGUUAGUUGCUGAAAUUGCACGACCUAAAGUCUGUGCUAUUCAAUUCUCCACUCUUAGUACAUACCUCGCAACAUGGGAACCAUCCUUUGUAACACAAACAAGUCCUCAAGGAACAGAAAAUCUUCACAUAUGGAAGUCUGAAAAUGGUGAGCUAGUCCACAGUUUUGUGCAGAAAAAACAAGUCAAUUGGGAGCCACAGUGGUCGAGUGAUGAGAAACUCUGUGGAUUGUUGAAUGGUACAAAUGUUCUUUUAUAUGAAAAUAACAAUUUUGAUAAAUAUGUAUACAAAAUAAGUGGAGCCAAAGUUGCCAAAUUUAGUAUAGCACCUGGUAAUGCUCCGUAUCAUAUUCUUUGUUACAUGCCAGGAAAACCUGGCCAGCCUUCCUUGGGAAGGUUAUUUAAAUAUCCAAAAUUUGAGAUCGGAGACGCGCUUGCAAGCAAAAGUUUCUUCCAGGCGGAUAGAAUUGAUAUUUAUUGGAAUCGACGCGGAACAAACGCGUUGUUGAUGACGAGUAUUGAAGUUGAUAAGAGUGGCGCGUCAUAUUAUGGAAAACAAACGUUGCAUUAUAUCAGCACAAAAGGAGAUACGGCUAUAGUUACGCUUAGUAAAGAAGGUCCCAUACACGCGGUAGAAUGGUCUCCCGCGAACAAUGAAUUUUGUGUCGUGUAUGGGUUUAUGCCGGCCAAAGCGACGUUGUUCAAUCUUAAGUGCGAAGCAGUAUUCGAAUUUGGCACGUUACACAGAAACUGUGUAUAUUACAAUCCACAUGGAAAUAUAUUGCUUUUGGCUGGAUUCGGCAAUCUUAGAGGCGGUAUCGAACUGUGGGACGUUGCAAAUAGGAAACUUAUUGCAAAAACUGACGCGCCGGAUACCACGAUGCUCCAGUGGUCGCCGGACGGUGAACACUUUGUGACGGCGACCACAGCGCCUAGAUUACGAAUGGGCAACGGGUUUAAGAUUUGGCAUUACACCGGCUCGCUAGUGUACCAACGACCGUGGAACAAUCAAGAAGAACUUUGGGAAGUGAUUUGGCAGAGUUUCCCUCCCAAUACUUUUCCACAGAAACCAAUUAGUUACAAAGCAGUCGAGGGUAUCGUCACGAAUUCUAGUCAAUCACAAGCACCGAAAGAAGCGUACAGACCACCAUCUGCCAGAGGACAAAAUAUCACGUUCAAAUUGCACGACGAUAUAGAACCACCUUCUAAACCAGGCGCUGAACCAAAUCCAUCGAAAGCCGCUCUGAAGAUGAAGAAAAAUCGAGAAGCCAAAAAAGCUAAGAAGGAAUUAGAAUUCAGCGGUUCGGCUAUUAAUGGACAAGUUACGAGUACGAGUAGCACAUCGACGAGCGUAAAGAUGGAAUUAACGGACGAUCCUGAAAAGAACAAAAAAAUUAAGAAAGUCAAGAGUAAAUUAGAACAAAUUUCGAAAUUGAAAGAACAAUUGAAAGCAGGAAAGCAGUUAGAAAUAAAUCAAUUAGACAAGAUCAAGAAGGAAGACGAACUGCUAAAAGAACUCGAAGAGCUUACGUUAUGAUAGGCCAUUUUAGACUAAGCGGAAUAAAAUCGAGGAACAAGGAAAAACUCCAUCUUCUAUACUCUCUCAAAAUAAAAAAACAAAAACAAGGUUGUAGGAAAUCAAUUAAAUAUGAACACGUAAAUCAAAAUGGUGCAUCUUGAUAAGAAAUUCAAAGAAAAAAACAAACAAACGAGAUUUACGUGGAUAUCGUACACCGAAUUUUAGAUACAAUCGAAUAUCGCAAGAUGAUUGCAAGUACGAUACUGAGUCCAAGGAUUGUGUUCUCACCAGUGAAUUCUGUAAUAUACUGGCUAACCAAUAAUCAUAACUGUUGUGUAAGUCUUUGGAAUCGAUUCCAAUUCAAAGUGAUUUUGCUUUUUUUUGCUGAUCGUUAUACCAUCAUCGUGACGAUGACAAAGAAGAGAUGGCGAAAUUUCGAAAUUUAAUCAAUUCCGAAAACUUACGUAAUAGCAAUUCUCCGAAAUGUGUGUGUGCUCGCUUCAACACGCCGACUCUGAUAUAAGAAUAGUAUUUUUUUUGCUCACUCUCCGGCCGUUUUAUCGUAUCAGCUUACAUUGGAGUGAGCAGUUCCUGGUAUAGUGGAGAGUUCACUGGUUCUCACGCACAAAUAAGAAUAUAAAUUAAUUAGGCUUAAUCGAUAUAGAGAAAACUACUAAUAGUACAUACUAUACUGUGCUGACUACGUUUAUUAUGUACUUGAUCUUGCAAAAAAAUUGACAAUGAUAGAAAUAUAGCUGCAGUACAUAUAUAUAUAUAUAAUAUAUACACACACAUACACAAACACACACACAAUAUUAAUCUUAACCAAAAAUUUCAAACCAUUGUGUGCGAUGUAACAAUUAUUUUCAGGAUGAGAAUGAAAAAUGCAUUUGUUGACUAACUAAAAAGUGCUAGAUACUGCUUGGUUAUAAAACUCACCGGAUCGUUUUUUUUCUCCUAAUAGGAGUUUUGUAAAAAAAAAAAAAAAAAAAAUGACUUGUAUAUUUUCUCUGAAGCUUGUUUUCAGUAUAAAUAUUUGUUUCUAUUGUUUUCCGAAACUAUUUCACAAACAAAUAACAGGAAAAACGCAAAGUCCUAUUAUCUAUGGCAGUUAUAGAUUUUUGCAUUUAAACGUCAGCUAUACACUAUUAUCAAAUAUUAAGACUAAUGUAUCAAGCUUUUCCUUGCAGAGUAAAAACAUUGUGAGGCUUAAAUAAAUGGAUAAGUGGAUUAAUAAUUUUUGACAAGUUUAGUAAACAUCAAAUAAUAAUUGUUGAAUUGACAUUUUAUACUUAAAUUCUUUUUCUAAUUAUUAUUUUGAGCAUAUUUCAGUGUUUUUGUAAGCCUCAUUUGUGUUAUUUUUUCUUUGUUUUUAAACAAUUCAAACGAGAAUGUUUUUAUUAUAUUGCAAUAUGUAAAAGUUGACAUAAAAGGUUUCUUUCAAAUUUAUAAAAAAAAAACUAGAAAUAAAUGUACCUAUUUAGUAUACUUAAAA
Messenger RNA from Pseudomyrmex gracilis, 3309 nucleotides. RefSeq names its product eukaryotic translation initiation factor 2A (gene eIF2A). Gene Ontology annotation, biological process: translational initiation. Lineage: Eukaryota; Metazoa; Arthropoda; Insecta; Hymenoptera; Formicidae. The transcript is spliced from 11 exons. Gene Ontology annotation, cellular component: cytosolic small ribosomal subunit. Bases 96 to 1832 code for a protein of 578 amino acids. Gene Ontology annotation, molecular function: protein binding; mRNA binding; ribosome binding. The record is from RefSeq and is a predicted model, not a curated record.